Molecule: messenger RNA, 462 nt
Organism: Phaedon cochleariae (mustard beetle)
Lineage: Eukaryota; Metazoa; Arthropoda; Insecta; Coleoptera; Chrysomelidae
Source: the annotation of a GenBank genome assembly
AUGGCAGACAAUUCGAGUUCCUCACCAAACCAUCUUGACUUUCAUCCAUGCGAUACCCCUCGAGGCAUGACCUACUACAAGCUACAAGAGCUGACUGACCAGCAGCAAAAGCUCCUGUUCAAUCAGAAACUGGAGAUAAUGCGCAACAACCAGAAGUACCUGAAGGACCACCCAGAGAUAAAAGCCGCUAUAGGCAUCCUAGUCAAGGCCAUCCUGAAAGCAAGACCCAAAGUGAAGCGGCCCUACUUCCUGGCCAAAUACUUCACCGAGCACUACGAAGAGAUAAAAUCAGCAAUGGAGACGUUCUCUACAGGCCAAGACGAAGUCAAUGAAGCCAUGAAGACGUUCGACUUCAUGCUGGAAGACCAAAAAGAAGUAGUUCUUACUCCAUCUGACGCGUCCAAGAAUAUUUCUCUCUGCUGUGUGCUUCCUCAUUUCAUCGUAGGACGAGGCCAUCCUUAA